AUGCAUACUGGAGAAGCACCGACCACAUCGACUUCGCUUAAUAUUCAUACACGUUGUAAAGAACUGACCAAAAAAGCUGGCUCCUCAUCGGGUCACGCCUCGUGCGAUUCGUUGAACAGUGUUCCAUCAUUCGAAACGCUCGUUCGCAUUUGCACAACAGAAAUACCUCAAUUGGAAGUUGAAGAGGAGGAUAACCGGAUCAAGCGGCUACCUUCACAUGAAUCAGUAGAAAAAUUAGGAUUUGAUUCUGUACCUAUGGAAAGAAGAAAUAUGCAAACCCUUUCACCGGCUUCUCCUGUUGUUGCAAAAAGUGCGCCGACUCUUAAUAUGCAUCGACAAAUUCCUCAUUCAAGUAGCAUGCAAUUUGGUAAUCCACGGUCUCCAAGAGCAAAUGCGCCUGGCAGGUUGUUUCAUCACGCAAUUCCACAUGUUUGGCAACGCCGCAGCACAUGGCGAAUCAGCGACAAUACUUGCUCUCUUUGUCGGCGACCACUUGGAUCUGGUUUUCUGCAUUCCUAUGAGAAAUGCCGUAGCUGCAGGUGGAAAGUACAUACACACUGUAAACCACGUGUUGGAGAUUCAUGUGGCCUUACUGCGGAGCAUCUUCGAGCAGUGUUAGAAGAAAUGAUACUUCAAAACAAUCAGGACUCUUGGGGUGGACCUCAAUCAGCGUUGCCAUUGCCGUUGUCUCGAUCACUGCAUUCCGGCUCGGCUUUUGAAUAUCCAGACACAAAUACUAUGGGUGACUCAUCAUCAUCGACAAACAGCUCAGCACCAUCAACACCAGCCAUGCUCAAUUUGAAUCAAAAUUCGCCAUAUGUCUCGACGGUUCCUUCUAGAACUGUAGAUCGAAAAUUCACUUUUCCUGACUCAGUACCCGAAGUCCCAGAUAUUAUCCUUCCAGAACCAAGCGACGACCGAACCGCCGCUUCAUCGACUGCUGAAAGUGGUUAUGGCCAAACACUCGGUCCUUCGUCUCAUCAGAGUGAAUCUACAUUAGUUGAAAGUUUUGGAAGUCAGUUAGAAAUGUCGGCUACUGGCUCCGAGAGUUCUAGGCUGGAACAUACUUGGGAUAGAAACAAAUGGAAUAUGUCUACUAUUCGAGGUCAUUCGGCGAGUCAGGCUUGGCACGAUAUUUCCAUCGCACUAAGCGAGAUUGAAUUUCAAAACUUGAUUGGAAAAGGUCGAUUUGGUGAGGUACGACGAGGCAGCUAUUAUGGUGAAGUAGCUGUUAAAUUUCUUAAUAUGAAUCACAUCGAAGAGAAGAAACGAUUGGAAGAGUUUAAAAAAGAAGUAGCCAGCCUGAAGAGUGUGAGACAUGACAGCAUCGCCAUGUUUAUGGGCUGUUGCUACGACCAGAAUUCCUUUGGGAUAGUUACUGGACUGUGCAAAGGUCAAUCAUUGUAUAAUAUUUUACACAACGGAACUUCCAAGGAACGUUUGGAUUUGUUUAACACUGUUCAAUAUGCGCUACAAAUUUGUCAAGCCGUCGCCUACCUUCAUACAAAGAAGAUUAUUUACCGGGAUUUACGCUCAAAGAACAUUUUCAUUGAGAAUAAGUCAAGAGUACAAAUAACGGACAUCGGAUUGAGCAGCAUGCAUCGAAUGAGUUACCCACCAAGGAAAUAUGUCAUAUCGACGCCAACUUAUUGGAUUACCUAUCUUGCUCCAGAAUUGAUUCAACAGAUAGCCUCUGACUAUCGAGAAUUGGCAUAUACUGAACAAACGGAUGUAUUCUCUUUUGGGACUAUUUGGUAUGAACUGAUGACACACAGUUUUCCAUGGAGAAAUACUCAUCCUGAUGAGAUCGUAUGGCGUGUUGGGAAUGGUUUCAAAUCACCGACAACUCGGAUGAUUGCUGCUCUUGACGUAAAGGAUAUUCUGCUGCGUUGUUGGAGAUUUAACCCAGAAGAUCGGCCAUCUUUUAUGGAACUUCAGACACAAAUUGGAGCAUUGCCUCGAAAACGACUUGAACGGAGUCCUUCAUAUCCCGCCUUGCGCAGCUAUGAAAGUGUAUUU
This is a messenger RNA of Mesorhabditis belari, 2019 nucleotides long. The record is from the annotation of a GenBank genome assembly. NCBI's taxonomy places the organism in Eukaryota, Metazoa, Nematoda, Chromadorea, Rhabditida, Rhabditidae.